Molecule: messenger RNA, 2226 nt
Organism: Dunckerocampus dactyliophorus (ringed pipefish)
Lineage: Eukaryota; Metazoa; Chordata; Actinopteri; Syngnathiformes; Syngnathidae
Gene: c2h14orf119
Product: chromosome 2 C14orf119 homolog
Exons: 2
Coding region: 1394-1888 (164 amino acids)
Source: RefSeq, a predicted model, not a curated record
AUCGGCUACACGAAGGGACUGGAGCGGCUUCCCGUCCAGGGUAACGUCUUCGAGGUCCGCCAUUUUCCGUUCCUCUGGCCCGCUUCCAGCGAGCGCGUCGAGCAACGCCCUCCCACUGCUGACGUAAUCGGUGACAACUUCCGGCAACCGAUACAAAAAAUGUACCUCCUCCGUUUUCAUUUUACAUCACUCAUUUAAUUUCGACCUGUUUACGUUUAUCAGUUUUCACACACGGUGCAUUUAUUGGAAUAUCAUGUUAACAAACUACGUACUUUUGCCCAAUUUCACGCAGUUUUGAUUCUUCGUCAGGUAACGCAUACAUAACUCAUACCUGCCGACUCUCCCGUUUUCAGUUUUGUCAAUACCGAUACAAAUACUAUUUUUUACUGCAAAAACAUCACCAAGAGCUCAAGAUAAUCGAAUGAUUUUGUGAUUUGGCUUAAAAUUUGUUGAUUAAUAUCUGAAUGACACAAAGGACAAACAUUUUAGGCAAACAAAAACAUUAUCAACACAUUUGAAUAUAAACCAAUUUAUGUGGAACAUAACAUAAUUACACUUAAAUACAACAAUACGACACCAUGUAACAACGUUAACACAAUAAUACAAUUAUUCCCGUAUCCCCAACUCGCGGUGUUAUUGUUUUCCUUCCUUCCUUUGUUAAUCAAACGAAUUCAUAUUUCAAACAUCACAACGCUGUUACCGUUACUGACAGUGAAAUGUGUCCUGUUAUUAUGCACUGAUCUUUAUAUCAACGAUUUGCCAUUGUUCACAGUGUUGCCAUUGCUCACUGCUACUUCAGAGGAAACUAAAGCGCUACUCAACAAGAGUUGUGGUUGCUCACGCCCAGUAAAACUUUGCCCCCUGGCGUUUUGGUAGAAAAUUACAAGUCACGAGCUCAACUCUAAUCCAAAUUAUUUGACGUAUUUGAAGGCAAUAAUUACUUUCCCUCGUAACUAAUUACAUUUAUUCCGUGACUGAUUGGAUUUGUUGUGGAAAAUAACUUGUCACUAUCACCAAGUUCUUUUUAAAAGUAAUUUACCCAACACUCGAGCGCAGGAGUAAAGAGUGUUGAUGGACUAUUUAAUAGUUCUCUCUUCCGAUACGCUAGGGGGCGGUAAUAAUCACUUAAACUUGCUUCAAUUUCCGAUAAAGGAAAGGGAAUAAGAUCAUUAUACGGAAGAGAAGUAGUGGUUGUAGCUGUUGCUUUAUAAAUAUGACAAAAGGUGGGUAAUGCGUUAUUUCGCGCGUAAGGUGCAUCAUACUCUAGAUUUAUGAUAAACCGUUUGAAGUUCAAGCUUAUUACAAAAGGACUUAGCCAGUCGGCUGACACAACUGCGUUAUAGUCCGCAUCUGCCUGCUCUUCUCAUGCUGAAAGCGAACAAGUUUGUCCAAAAUGUCGUGGUUCAACCAUGUCAGUCUGAGCUCGGAUCAGCAGCGCCAGCUGUCUGCCACAGACGGCUUCUGUGGUCCAACGACGACGAUGGCAGCACCAGACCGGACCGGCGUUUCUUCUCCCGGCCUGGAGGGCUUUCCCUCCGCCCUUCAAAGUGUCGUCUGCCCUCCAACCCUUGAGAACCUGACAUGUGGGUCUAGUGGAGGUCAAGUUCGAGAGCCGGAGCCCAUCUCUUAUGCCAGUCUCCAGGAGCAGCGGUGCGUCCUGAGCUGGUUCCAGGGCUGGAGCCCCUCACAGCGGGAGAGGUUUCUGCAAGAUCUGGUGAAGGACCGACUACCCAGCAUAUUUGAAUGCCAGCUCCGCCUGUGGACCCAGUGGUUUGAGUCUUGGGGAGAAGAAGAGCGGAACCAUUUCUUACACAUUCUGGAGGAGAGGGAUCCAACGUUUGUUGCACACUUUUACAACUGUGUCGCGGGCACAGCUGGCAGAGACUGAGUCCAUCUUGUGAGGCGGGCACAGUCAGCAAAAUGAAUGUGUUGGCUAUACCAUAAAACACAUGCAACUGUGAUGAGUGACAUCUGCCUCGAGUGGACUCCUUUGCAACUUUUUUUUUUUAAAUAUCAUUUUUUGUAAACAAAUCUUGAGGGAGAGGAUGCACACAAAACGCUUGUGUUUACAAACGUCUAACCAUUUGCUUUAAUAUGGAAUGCAAAAGCUCAUCCAGACCCAUACUUGAAAUAAUAUGUUUAAUGAAUGGCUGCAUUACAGCUCAACUUCUUUUAUGAUGAUUUGGACAUUGAAAGUGACCAUUUUUUGUAAACGCACAAAAAUAA